AUGUCGAAAGCUGCUGACAGAUCUAGAAGAAUCAGCAGCCCCGACCCACCUCGAUCCAGCUGUCUACGAAGCUGUCUCGGUCCCAUGACCAGUGCGGAAGCCGGACUGGAAUGGAUCCAGAGCCGACGUUUCAUCCAGAAACCCACCAAGCUGUUCAGCAACCGCUCUCUCAAUCACCUUACCCAGGAACGGAAGAUUCGAAACCGGGCGGUAAUUGGAUAG
This is a messenger RNA of Podarcis lilfordi (Lilford's wall lizard), 222 nucleotides long. NCBI's taxonomy places the organism in Eukaryota, Metazoa, Chordata, Lepidosauria, Squamata, Lacertidae. The record is from the annotation of a GenBank genome assembly.